Akanthomyces muscarius is the source of this 1299-nucleotide messenger RNA. RefSeq lists its product as uncharacterized. Gene Ontology annotation, biological process: regulation of DNA-templated transcription. The record is from RefSeq and is a predicted model, not a curated record. Gene Ontology annotation, molecular function: zinc ion binding; DNA-binding transcription factor activity, RNA polymerase II-specific. Lineage: Eukaryota; Fungi; Ascomycota; Sordariomycetes; Hypocreales; Cordycipitaceae. Bases 1 to 1299 code for a protein of 432 amino acids. The transcript has 6 exons.
AUGGACGGUAAAUUUCCUUGUCUGGUUUGCGGCAAGGUGUUUUCGCGCCAACACCAUCUGACUCGGCACACUGCAACUCAUACUCGAGACCGCCGACACUGCUGCUGGUAUUGCCCCAAAACGUUCGCGAGAAGUGACAUCUGCCGCAAGCACGCCAAAACAUGUCCACAGAGAGAUGCUGACAACGAUCUGCCGAUGCUCACUCGUGGGCGACGACCGAAAGCUUGCAAAGCCUGCCAUCGGAGCAAAUCGGCGUGCGACAAGCGUCAACCCUGCGAUCGAUGCCAGUCUCGCCAGAUAGAAUGCAGCUACCGCCAGCCAUCGCCAAUUGAGGCGACGACGUCUGCUCCGCAAUGUGACAUGCGGUUUUUGCUUCGGCUCACGAACCCCGCCGCUAGCACCAUGCUGGAAUCAUUCGAAAAUGACGACAAAGACCCUGACAUCGAUGGCGCCGCCGCUGUGGCCACCAUCGGCUGGGGCCAGGCUGUCGCGCAGGAAGACGACAUCUUGCUGUGGAGUCUCAGCUCUGUACUCGACCUGCACGAGUUGGGGUUGGCAUCUUCACAUGACUUUGGCAUUGCCGGCCCACCUGCGAGCAUGGCAGAGCUGGCUCCCAUAUUCGCGCCUUCUGCGUUUGAAACGCUUGAAGGAAAGAUCCAGUCGAGCAUUGUCCGACUCAGCUCUCUACACGGCCAGCUUCUUGCCCACAAUCCAUCGUACCACACUGAACUCGAUGAACAUCAUAUAAAAUUGGCUCUUUCGGCGAGGACUGUCAUCAUGUUCUCUGUUGUCUACUUUCAACAGUCCCAUAGAUACAUAUCAUUGGUGCAUCGACCAUCGUUUGGCUCACACGACACUUCUGCGGCACUCUUGCUAGCGGUCGCAUUUGCAGGCUCUACACGAUCGCCGACGAGUGAAAACGUCAUGUGUGUCCGCAGCCUAGCACGGCUUUUGGAAGAACUUGUCUUCCGACAGUUGGAAUACCUGAUGACCAAUGUCCAGUCAGAUGAUCGGUCUAGGGAACUGCUCGAGACUCUAGAAGCUGCGAUUCUAAUGUAUCAGAUACAAUUCAUGUCAAGCACAGCUGUGACUCUCCAGAGAACGAGAGCAGCUCGACUCCCAGCUUUAGUAUCCGCUGUUCGAAAAUUGGGGCUAUUUGCAACCACACACAAAGCUGGUGCGGAUUGGCUUCAGUUUGUCGAGACAGAAAGCUGCAUCAGAAUCGCAUACUGGACGGCCAUGGCUGACUGGAACCAGGCAAACAUGCUAUCUGAUGAUUGUGAUACUAGGGCUGAGUAG